Messenger RNA from Aspergillus campestris IBT 28561, 446 nucleotides. RefSeq lists its product as uncharacterized. The transcript has a single exon. NCBI's taxonomy places the organism in Eukaryota, Fungi, Ascomycota, Eurotiomycetes, Eurotiales, Aspergillaceae. The record is from RefSeq and is a predicted model, not a curated record. The coding region runs from base 126 to 365 and encodes 79 amino acids.
UCCUUUUUUUCUAAACAAAAAAACCUGUUCCGCGUUUGGUCGCGAUUGGCGCAUGGGAGGGGCCAGGCAUAUGGGCAAGCAAGAGCCCACAGCAUUUCGGUGUUUGUGAGAACUACAUCUGGCGCAUGUAUGGGAUUUCAGCGUUCAAGUUCAAUGUUCUUGCAUUGGAACCCGGGUCAUUUCUGCUUCGACUGCUUUGUUCAUUUCAUCUUUUUCUCCUUUUCUUUGUUAUGUGUUACUGCCUCUGGCUGGACCACUUGGCGGGGCUGUCCUCUCUCCUUGCCGACCCAUUCCUUGCCGUACCCAAUCCCUUGAAGAGGGGCCGGGGGAGAAGAAGGUCGGCUCGCCAAGUCUGGGUCAGCUAGAGGUAAGUAUACUAUACACAUCUGUAUCUAACGCUGCGAUGACCAUUGCAAUCCCUACCUAUGUCAUCCUAUUCGUCGUCU